Pyrus x bretschneideri (Chinese white pear) is the source of this 492-nucleotide messenger RNA. RefSeq lists its product as uncharacterized. The transcript has 3 exons. NCBI's taxonomy places the organism in Eukaryota, Viridiplantae, Streptophyta, Magnoliopsida, Rosales, Rosaceae. Bases 1 to 492 code for a protein of 163 amino acids. The record is from RefSeq and is a predicted model, not a curated record.
AUGAAUCGUUAUCAUGCACGUGUUCUCAUUGAUAAGUUCAAAGAGGAGGCUGAGCUGCGAGGAUUGACGAAUCAGGUACUUGUUACUGCUUGCUAUCACAUUGGCCACAAGUAUGCUAGAACACUCAGUAUCUACAUCCCAGAUUCAGAUGGAAGCAUGACAUGCCAUUGGUAUCCCGUCGUCACUCCUGAUGAUGUGCCGAAAUUGCUUGAUCGGCAUAUUGGGAAGGGAGAGAUUAUAGAACGACAUUGGAGGGGCCAAAUGGGAGCAUCUUGUAAUGAAGCUGAAGAAAUUAAUGACCGGGAGCUUCCAAAUGGAGAAGAAAAUAAGAAAAUCGAGGAGCCCCAAGAAACCACAGAGGCGUGUGCCAGGACGGAUGCCUUAGGGAAGCUGUCAAGCUUGAUCAGGAACUGGGAGCAAAGCGAUGUUCUGACAGCUGUUGCCGUGGUUGGAGCAGUGGCAACAAUGGCCAUGGCCUAUAGCUUUUUAUAG